AUGAGUCACCACUACCACCAUUGUUGCACCUUCUUCUUCAUAUUCUUCUCUCUGUUCAUAUUCUUCCCAUCACUUUCCAUCUCCCUCAAAACCCUAACCUCCCACCAACCUCUCACCACAAACCAGACGUUAAUCUCUGCUGGAGAUGUUUUCGAGCUGGGUUUCUUCACACUUCCAGGAGAAUUAUGGUACGUGGGAAUCUGGUACAGGAACAUCCCUCAAAGAACAAUCGUCUGGGUUGCUAACCGAGACAAUCCACUCACCACAAACCCAUCAGCCGCGGCGCUCACCAUAUCUAAUAACUGCAUCGUUCUUCUCGAUCAAGAACAGGCCCUUGUCUGGUCGUCAAACCAGACCAAGGUUGACGGACAACUUGAUGAUAAAACUCUUCUUGUAGAGCUUCUCGACAAUGGUAAUCUCGUUCUUAGGGAAGAAAACAAUGAUGACCCAGAAGAGUUUCUAUGGCAAAGCUUCGAUUUUCCAACUGAUACUUUAUUACCAGAAAUGAAACUAGGGUGGGAUCUUGAUUCUGGGUUUCACGGACUAACGUCAUGGAAACACACAGAUGACCCAUCUUCGGGAGAUUAUACUUACAAGUUAAAUUUCCAUGGGUUCCCGGAAUUUUUCAUCUCCAACGAACAGAAAAGAACGUACAGAAGCGGGCCGUGGAAUGGACUGAGGUUUAGUGGAGUACCAGAAAUGAAUCCUCAGAGUCAAAUAGCCUUCAAGUUCGUCUCAACAGACAACAAGAUCUUCUACUCUUACACUCUGGUCAAUAAAUCACUUCACUCCAGAUUAGUCGUGAACCCAUAUGGGAAUCUCGAGAGAUACACAUGGAUCGAAAACAUACAAGCAUGGCGCUUGUUCUGGUUCGCACCCAAAGACCAGUGCGACAAAUACCGCGAGUGCGGUCCAUUUGGGAUUUGCAAUCCGAAUUCAUCGCCGGUGUGUAAGUGUUUUAGAGGGUUCAGGCCGAGGAAUCCAGAGACAUGGAAGCUGCGAGACGGGUCGGGUGGGUGCGUGAGGGAAACGGAGUUGGAGUGCUUGAGUGAUAAGUUUUUGCAUGUGAAGAACAUGAAGUUGCCGGAGAGUGGAAAGGCGGUUGUGAAGAGAGAAAUGGGGAUUAAGGAAUGCGAGAAAGAGUGUUUGAAGAAUUGUUCUUGCGUGGCUUUUUCUAGCUCGGAUAUCAGUAAUGGCGGUGCGUCGGGUUGUGUGAUGUGGAGCGGUGAGCUUCUUGACACGAGAGAGUAUGCGGAUCGCGGACAGGAUCUGUUUGUCAGAUUGGCCGCUUCUGACAUCGGUGAUGAUGGGUAUGCUCGUGACCUAAUUAUAGGCAUCGUUGUUGGAGUUGGCAUUUUAUUGGUGGGUGUAGUUACCUGGUUCCUAUGGAAGAGGAAGAAGGUAUUAAACAAAAGGAAAUUAGCAAAGACAAAAACAAAAGGUACACUUGAAAGAAGCGAAGAUUGUCUGAUAAAUGAAAUGGUGAUUGCAAAUAAGAAAGAGUACUCGACUAGUGAGAGUAACGAAGAUGAGCUAGAACUCCCAUUAAUUGAUUUCAAUACUUUACAAAUGGCUACCGACAACUUCUCCGACGUUAAUAAACUUGGACGAGGUGGUUUCGGUUGUGUUUACAAGGGGAAAUUGAUUGAAGGCCAAGAAAUAGCUGUGAAGAGACUCUCAAAAAAAUCUGGACAAGGGAGUGAAGAGUUCAAGAAUGAGGUUAGAUUAAUUGCAAGGCUGCAACAUAGGAAUCUUGUCCGACUUCUCGGUUGCUGCAUCGAGACGGAUGAGAGGAUGCUGAUUUAUGAAUAUAUGGAAAACAGAAGCCUUGAUUCGAUUUUGUUCAAUAAAGCAAGAAGUUCUUUGCUAAAUUGGCAACAACGCUACAACAUCAUUUGUGGGAUUGCACGAGGAUUAUUAUACCUUCACCAAGACUCUAGGUUUAGAAUUAUCCACAGGGAUAUGAAAGCUAGCAACAUAUUGCUUGAUCGAGAUAUGAAUCCAAAAAUAUCUGACUUUGGGAUGGCUCGAAUAUUUGGAGGAGAUCAAACAGAAGGAAGAACUCAAAGGAUAGUUGGAACGUAUGGUUACAUGUCUCCUGAGUAUACAAUAAAUGGAAUUUUCUCGACAAAAUCCGAUAUUUAUAGUUUUGGCGUGCUCGUUUUAGAAAUUGUGAGUGGCAAAAGGAACUGGGGAUUUUAUCAGCCAGACAAAGAACUCAAUCUUCUUGGACAAAUAUGGGAGCUCUGGAGAGAAGGGAAGGGAUUGGAAAUCAUCGACUCGUCUAUGGGAGAAGAUUCGUACUCUAUAAAUGAAGUUCUUCGAUGCAUACAAGUAGGGCUUUUAUGCGUGCAAGAACGAGCAGAAGAUAGACCAACAAUGGCGUCUGUGGUUUUGAUGCUGAGUAGUGAAAAUCCAACAAUGGCAAAUCCUAAAACUCCUGGUUUUAUUCUUGGAAGAAGCCCUGCGGAAACUAACUCAUCUUCAAGUAAUAACUGUGACAAAAUGUGUAGCGUCAACCAAGUCACAGUCACAGAACUAAAUGCGAGAUAA
This is a messenger RNA of Carica papaya (papaya), 2553 nucleotides long. The record is from RefSeq and is a predicted model, not a curated record. NCBI's taxonomy places the organism in Eukaryota, Viridiplantae, Streptophyta, Magnoliopsida, Brassicales, Caricaceae.